Messenger RNA from Kockovaella imperatae, 2142 nucleotides. RefSeq names its product kinase-like domain-containing protein. The coding region runs from base 38 to 2017 and encodes 659 amino acids. Gene Ontology annotation, biological process: protein phosphorylation. Lineage: Eukaryota; Fungi; Basidiomycota; Tremellomycetes; Tremellales; Cuniculitremaceae. Gene Ontology annotation, molecular function: protein kinase activity; ATP binding. The record is from RefSeq and is a predicted model, not a curated record. The transcript has 12 exons.
ACUACAGAUCUCGUCAGACGUGACUCAAUGUUCGGCAAUGGAGCAGCGGAUGGUGCUUGGAGGCAUCGAAUGGCAUCCUAUAGGCCAAACUUCCAACCAGUUGAUCCUAUACCAUCCGCCUUCACAUGCCUUGUCCGUGCAACCUCAUCCAACCUCUUCAGCAGCAUCCUCAUCCCGUCCGCGGCCCCUACUUCUUCCCUAUAGGGCUGAUACAGAAAGCGAUGACCCCAUCGAGACUAUCCGAGCGACGUGCCCGUACUGCCAGCAGACGCUGCCCGAGCCAACUGCUGCUCUUUUCAACCAUUCGAGGUUCCAGCAUUUGCGGAGUGAUUCAGCUGGAUCGUCUAGCACUUUUCCUGGCGGCGAAGGAAAUACAGUGACUGGGGGAUACUUUCAAAUUCUGGAAAGAGCACAUGAAGGUUCAAGACCACCAUCUCCACGGUUGCGAGAGAAGAGCCCCAGUGUCACGCCACAGCCAGAAGUUUCAGACAGUGAUGAGCUGGAGGACUUACCGGGAAAGGGAUACUAUGAAAGGUUCUUUAGAGAAGAGUCAAGGCUAGGCAUAGGUGCUGAAGGAAGCGUUUACUUGGCUACUCAUGUCAUCGGCGGGAACGUUCUCGGAACAUAUGCAGUGAAAAAGAUUGCCGUAGGGACCAGCAAGUCUUACCUCGUCAGAAUGUUGAGAGAGGUCCGGCUUCUCGAGACACUAAGGCACCCGAAUAUCAUACCAUACCAUCAUGCCUGGAUAGAGCACACCAGAUUCUCCUCAUUCGGACCCCCAAUAAACGCCCUGCACGUCUUGAUGAUGUAUGCCACGGCUGGGAAUCUCGACUCGUUCCUCAUCACACGAUCUCACUCUUCGCAACCAUCUCGACCUGAUUUGACUGCGGGUGACAUUGCCGACUCCGAGUCUAUUGGACAGCUGCCUCGAGCGGAGCGAAUCAAAGCGUUUAAAAAGCGUCGCCAGAGUGGUAAUAAUCGCAAAAAGGAGGAGACCCGAGGAGUCUUGCUCCUAGGUCUCGAAGAGAUCCUCACGCUAUUUGGGGAUAUCGUCAAUGGUCUGGCGUUUUUGCAUGGCAGCUCUAUCCUGCACCUCGAUCUCAAGUGCAGCAAUGUUCUCCUUCACUGGGACGAUGGGAGAUUGAUACCAAAAGCCAUGCUGUCUGAUUUCGGCACCUCCGAGGAGAUGCUGCGCGGGAAGAGGGAACGAACGGGUCACACGGGUACAAUGGAGUAUAUGGCUCCUGAAACUUUGAUGAUCGAUGGUAAAGGGUCAUAUCGUCCUUCCGACUCUCACGCAGACAUGUGGUCGCUUGGAAUGAUCCUCCACAAGCUGCUAUUCUUGCAUCUUCCGUAUUCCGAUACAGAUGAUUUUGAACAACUCCAAGAGGAGAUCCUAGCCUACCAAGGCUUUAUGCCCUCCGCCGAAUUGAUCGAUUCAUGCAGGAGGCGACAUCUUCCGCGGGAUCUGCUCCUCGUGUUGUCCAGUCUGCUGAAUACUCUACCUGAAUCCAGGCCGUCAGCGGAAAAGGUCCGAGCCGGGAUACAGGGCCUAGUCAGUGACACUUCACGACCUGCACUGACACCUCAGACAUCGUCAUCGUCCUUGUCAAGCAGGCUAGGGGGCCUGGUGACGAGGUUCAAGGGACCCCGACGUUCCGAAUCUGAAACGAUGCAGAGGGAAGAUUCGACAGACCGGAAAUGGGAGACGGUAUCCCCCGUCAGAUCCAUGUUGGCGUUACCCAGUCCACCUCUGGAGAGCUCGAACAGGGUCUCUCCGUUCUUUGUCGAUAAACUUUACGAUCUGCGACGAUUCGCGUACAUUUACUUGUUUGUCAUCAAGAUGCUGUCAUUCAAGUACGGACUCUAUCCAGCGAGCACCCACUGGUUUUGGACAAAUUCGCUCCUCUGUUUCGAUAUCUUGACAUUUCAUACGGGUUCAUGGUCGUCCGAGAUGGUCUCGGACGCUGUUCAUCUGGCCUUACUCUUGUAUUGGUGGAUCAACGCCAAAGUGUGAUCGAAAGCCAGCUCUGAGUCUAUCACUUGCAAGACUUUUCGCGAUCCAGCAUUACCCCCCCCUUCAAUAACGUUGUAGCAUUCGCGGCACGUCCGGCGACUUGUAUUAUGUGAUGUACAUGGACU